AUGGCCACCAACUUCGAGGACGUUGCUAAGCAAUUCAUCCAGUUUUACUAUCAAACCUUUGAUGGGGACCGCAAGGCUCUGGCUGCUCUCUACCGUGAGCAGUCCAUGCUCACUUUCGAGUCCGCGUCCGUCCUCGGAGCCAACAACAUCGUCGAAAAGCUAUCGUCCCUACCCUUCCAAAAGGUCAAGCACCAGGUCUCCACCCUCGAUGCUCAGCCUACCAUGGUGGAGGGCGGCAUCGUCAUUCUCGUGACCGGCCAGUUGUUGGUGGACGAAGAGGAGCGCCCCAUGAACUACACGCAAACCUUCCAACUCGCGCGCGACCCGAGCGGCCAGUAUUUUGUCUAUAAUGACCUCUUCAAGCUGGUGUACGGUUAA
Hirsutella rhossiliensis is the source of this 378-nucleotide messenger RNA. Its product is annotated as nuclear transport factor 2 (NTF2) domain-containing protein. The transcript is spliced from 6 exons. The record is from RefSeq and is a predicted model, not a curated record. Bases 1 to 378 code for a protein of 125 amino acids. Lineage: Eukaryota; Fungi; Ascomycota; Sordariomycetes; Hypocreales; Ophiocordycipitaceae. Gene Ontology annotation, biological process: protein import into nucleus. Gene Ontology annotation, cellular component: nuclear pore central transport channel.